UGUUGCUGGCCCUCCAAAUGAAGCCACAGGAAGACGUUUUUUUGUUCCAGGAGUAAACAUGGCAGCGUCCUUCAUGGAGCCGUUUAGGGAACUACUAGUAAAGUUUCUCAUUCCAGAAAAAUGUUUCGAUGAAUUUUUCAUAAACUUCAACUUUUUAGAUGUGCCUUGCCUGAAAAUCCUGAUCAGCAAGGUGCUAGGAAUUGGGAUCAUUGCUGGAUCAAUUAUGGUAAAGCUGCCUCAGAUAAUAAAACUAAUAAGAGCCAAAAGUGCAGAGGGCCUGAGUUUCAAAGCUGUCCUCCUUGAGCUGCUGGCAAUUACAGGGACCAUGGUCUACAGCAUCUCCAACAGCUUCCCAUUCAGUGCCUGGGGAGAAGUGCUGUUUCUGAUGGUGCAGACCGUGACGAUUGGCUUUCUCAUUCAGCAUUAUGGGGGGAACACUGGAAGAGGCAUUGGGUUUUUAGGGCUUUAUGCAGUUAUACUGUUACUGCUGCUGUCACCACUGACCCCCAAGACUGUGAUAACGCUGAUGCAAGCCACCAAUGUACCAGCUAUUGUAAUUAGUCGGCUCAUUCAAGCAGCUACUAACUAUCGCAACGGACACACAGGGCAGCUGUCUGCUAUCACUGUGUUCCUGCUAUUUGCUGGUUCUUUAGCCCGAAUUUUCACAACAGUGCAGGAAACUGGAGAUCCUUUAAUGAUACUGACAUUUGUGGUUUCGUCAUGCUGCAAUGGCAUUAUUGCAGCCCAGUUACUCUACUACUGGAAUGUCCCAUCCAGCCACAAGGAGAAAAAGCACAAGUAGAGUAAAAAAAAGGAAAAA
This is a messenger RNA of Erpetoichthys calabaricus (reedfish), 820 nucleotides long. It is a transcript of the gene mpdu1b, whose product is annotated as mannose-P-dolichol utilization defect 1b. Bases 59 to 802 code for a protein of 247 amino acids. Gene Ontology annotation, biological process: oligosaccharide biosynthetic process. NCBI's taxonomy places the organism in Eukaryota, Metazoa, Chordata, Cladistia, Polypteriformes, Polypteridae. The record is from RefSeq and is a predicted model, not a curated record. The transcript has 7 exons.